Molecule: messenger RNA, 4194 nt
Organism: Belonocnema kinseyi
Lineage: Eukaryota; Metazoa; Arthropoda; Insecta; Hymenoptera; Cynipidae
Product: solute carrier family 2, facilitated glucose transporter member 4-like
Exons: 7
Coding region: 262-1911 (549 amino acids)
Biological process (GO): monosaccharide transmembrane transport
Cellular component (GO): membrane
Molecular function (GO): hexose transmembrane transporter activity
Source: RefSeq, a predicted model, not a curated record
GUUUUUUUUAUAGAGUUUGAGCAUUGUUUUAGAAGUGGAAAUUGUCAAGAAGGUUGAAAAGAAAUGAUAUAUCAUUGUAGAGAAAACUUUCCGUGACAGUUUGAAGCAAAACAAUAUAAUUGUACAAAACUUAAAAUGAAAAAUAAAAUAGGUCAAGCAAGGAGUAUGGAGUUGCCAGGAAUCAGCUAGUUGAUAACAUGUUUGUUGAUAAAACUGCUACUAUAUAGGAAUAAAGACUCGCUUUGUCAACUUAGCAAAACGAUGGCAACAAACCUAUCACAUUCUAGACCAAGAAGAAGGAUGGAAAGACUGGAUCGAGACGACGAUGAUUUCGGCGAAGGAUUCAUCGCAGAAUCACAUCCCUUGAGACCAACUCGCCUCAUCGUUCCUGGGCGAAAUGAAUCUCGAGCUCCUAGCAUCAGUAGUAGUGUCAGUGAUAUGGAUGUUCCAAUCUACACCAGGGAAACGACCGUACCACUUUCAUCUAAGAAGGGUCUCAAUGGCCAUUUGGUGUUUGCCAUCACAGCAGCCGCACUUGGUUCUUCCUUCCAACAUGGUUACAACACAGCAGUUGUCUCCAAUGCCGAAGCGGUAAUGAAAAUCUGGAUCGGUAAUCUAGCAGGCAACCGGACAGGAACUGCAACAGAACCUGAUUCAAGUCAAGUAACAUUCAUAUGGGCUGUAAUCGUUUCAAUCUUCUGCUUGGGAGGAAUGAUUGGCGGCUCCUUAGUUGGUUUCGUAGCUGACAAAUUUGGAAGAAAGGGAGGUUUAUUGUUGAAUAAUAUAUUGGUGGUAUUGGCUGUGAUUUUCGAGGGAGCAGCAAAACCUACCUUCAGCUACGAAAUGAUUUAUAUUGGAAGAUUUCUCAUCGGCGUCAAUGCAGGUUUAAACGCAGGAUUGGCGCCUAUGUAUCUGGGUGAAGUUUCUCCUAUGCAUUUGAGAGGUGCUGUGGGCACAGUUUAUCAACUGAUCAUAACCAUUUCUAUUCUGGUUUCCCAAAUUUUGGGCUUGGAAAGCAUUUUUGGAACUGCAAGUCAGUGGCCAAUACUUUUGUGUUUGACAAUUGUUCCUGCCAUCUUUCAACUCGUUACUCUUCCCUUCUGUCCUGAAAGUCCGAAAUAUCUACUACUGGGUAGAGGAAAAGACAUGGAGGCUCAAAGAGCUUUAUCAUGGCUCCGUGGUACAAUUGAAGUACAUGACGAAAUGGAGGAAAUGCGUGCCGAGUAUGAAUCCCUUAAACUUAUACCGAGUGUCUCUUUGAAAGAACUGCUUAUGAAUGCCACUCUUCGAAUCCCAUUGACAAUUGCUGUAAUGGUAAUGAUCGCCCAACAACUUUCCGGUAUCAACGCCAUUAUGUCCUUCUCAACCAGCAUCUUCGAAAUGGCCAAUCUUCCAAAGGACGCUGCCCAGAUGGCUACUAUGGGUGUGGGAGCAAUGAAUGUCGUUAUGACAUUUGUCUCGCUCAUUUUGGUUGAAAAAGCUGGAAGAAAAACUUUACUUUUGGUCGGAUUUAGUGGAAUGGUUAUUGACACUCUUCUUCUCGCAAUAUGCAUGCCAUUUGCGAAAGACUCAACGUUCGCAGCCUACUCUUCCAUUCUCCUGGUGAUAAUGUUCGUCGUUCUCUUCGCAACUGGACCCGGAAGUAUACCUUGGUUCUUGGUCUCAGAACUUUUCAACCAAUCGGCAAGGCCUGUCGCUACCUCGGUGGCUAUCGGUGUCAACUGGACUGCCAAUUUCCUUGUCAGUUUCGGAUUCAAACCCCUUCAAACAGCCCUGGAUUCAAAUGUCUUUUAUAUUUUCGCCGUUCUUCAAGCCUUGUUCACCUUCUACAUAUACCGAAAAGUUCCAGAGACAAAGAACAAGUCCAUCGAGGAGAUCAGUAGCAUGUUUAGGCAAAUAUCGUACCAGUGAGGGGAAAAUAUUUAGAUUCUAGCUUUAUUCCUUGUAAAAUAAAGCGGCGAGAUAGCAGAAUAAGUCUUCUUGUCUUGCUACCUCAGCUUGACUUUCGGGUCAAGUUCUCAUCGUGAAUAUUUCUCAUAAUUGGUGCUGUAUAGAGAUAAUUAUCAAAAAGCGAAAUGCGCAUUGACCUUCUGUUUUUUUUUCUUUCAAUAAGAAACAGAUUUCAUCAAAAGGGCUAGUUAGAAGAAGAAAAAAACAUUAUCGUCUUAACGUUUUUACAAGAUCAGUUCCUAGAUGUUCUCAAAAGCACUGCGGUGCUAGAUUUGUCCGCGAGUGACGAAACUAUUGUCAGAUAAUAAUAGAUGAUUACUAAGCGGAUCGAUCGCUUUUCGGUGAAAGCACCAAAUGCGUCCUUUAUUUAAAAACAAAAUCUAACAAUUAUGUUUUAAAGGAUUUGGACUCUAGUCAUGCGAAAAACCCAAAUCUGUUUUCUUAUUUUCGCGACAGCUGAACGCUUUUUAAGUCACGUAUUACUUGUUUUUAAUUUUUAAUUGUUUUUCACCCAGCACCUUUCAUUUUAACACUUUCAAAUCUUGACAAUGCUUUGGAAAUUUGCGAUUCGAAAAUAAAAUUAAUGUCUUUUGCACUGAAUAGAGAAGACGAGUUAUCCAAUAUCAAAACAAUGGCAGAGAAUUAUAUAUUUUUAUUAUGCAUAAAUGAGUCUCAUGACAGACAGAUUCCGUCAUUUUAUCGAACUACGGGAUAUAUUUUAUUACGCGUAUUCCCACAGAAAAUUCACUGGCACUAGAUUUCCAAAAUAAUUGUGGAGAAAAGUGCCUGUGUCUUUUUAAAAUUAGAAUACGCUCGACUCGAUUAUCCGUGUCAUAUUGAUUGUAAAUAUGUGAGAAGAAGCAAAUAGAUUCUAGAAAAAUGUAUUGUGUAGAGAAAUCACUCUAUUGCUGUACUAGUUUUAUUUAACUUGUACGAGGUAUAAAGCGAUAUUACUGAGUUUUUGAGUCGAACAUUAUUUAUACGAUUUACGAUAGCAAAGUACGAAAAUAACCGAUUAUGCCUCAGAAUCGUUGCGAGUCCAUCGCAACACGAUUUAUUGUCACUUAACAGAAGUUUAUAAUGGUUUCAAUAUUUUUCAGAAAUGUGACAGAUCAGAGAUAAUACUCAAACUGUACGUAGGUAGUAUUAUGAACAUAACACUUGUUGGAAAUUGAAAAAAAAAAUCAUAAUUUACAUGAAUAAGGCUACCUCGUCUACGCCAAAAUCGAAAAACGAUGCCAUAUGAAGAACACGAGCCGAGGGAAAACUGAUGGUAAUGUUCAAUUAUUCAUGUUCAGUAUGGUUUACGAUACUCCAAAUAUUUUAUAACUAUAUGUUGGUGCGAGUAUCAAAAUGAAACCCCGGAAAUUGUAGCUUUUUAUUGAAGCUGACAAUUGUUCAAGAGUUAAAUAAAGCAUAUACUUUUGUUUUGACAGAAUAAAAGGCUCAAAUGGUGAUAAAUAAUCAACGUUAUUUUAGGAUAAGUUGUAUCUUGAAAGUUCUUUCUUUGAUAGGAAUCGCUGAAUGUACGAUUGUAUCGCGCUGCGAAUGUUAAGCACGGUCCGAUUGCCUCGAGAAACAUAUAUCCAUCAUUGUUAUGUGUUAUUGGCAUAAUAUUUAGAGAGUUUAAUUGGGUCUUGCUGAACUUUUAUUUGCCAGCUUUGCUUAAUUCGUUCACCAUCAUGAAGUUAGUAACGGUUAUUUAACAAAACUGGAAAGACUGUUAAGAAAGUCAAUGAAUGUCAAUGGCACGCACGAAUGCUUGAAAUGCAAACAAAAGUAAGUUUGCUCGUUUUUUAUUUUCUUCGAUAGAGGGCACCUUAAUCGAACGAAGUUUUCUAUAAUUUAUCGAAUGAAUUAAAAAAAUUCCUGUAUUUUUAUCGUUUUGUCGUACCUAUGUGAAUAAGUUAUUUCAUUACAGUGAUAGCAUUUAGUUGUAGUAGAUUCUUUUAUAUGAGAUUCGUAAGUACAGUCUUAUGCAUAUCCGCAAAACGAAUAGUUGUAAUAAUCUGACCUAACCCCCCUAGAGAAAAACAUCAUUGCAAUAUAUGCGUUUUUAGGAGAAAUUCGUAUAAAAAUGUUUAUUUAAUCUUUAGAAUUUGAUAUGUUGUCUGUUGAUGCUGAGCAUUUGCAUGUUUCGUGAUAAACAUCACGAGUCACGAUGUGUUUGUAAUGUGUUGCGAUCUACAUCAUUUUUUGAUGCAGAUAUAUACUUGUACAAAUAAAAUGAUUGAGAAGUGUAAA